Lottia gigantea (owl limpet) is the source of this 1875-nucleotide messenger RNA. RefSeq lists its product as hypothetical. The transcript has a single exon. NCBI's taxonomy places the organism in Eukaryota, Metazoa, Mollusca, Gastropoda, Lottiidae. The coding region runs from base 1 to 1875 and encodes 624 amino acids. The record is from RefSeq and is a predicted model, not a curated record.
AUGGAUAAAAUUGAAAGUUUAAACAAACCUCUAUCUAAAACACUUUUUUCAAGGAUAUUCAAGGCAAUACCUAAUUUAUUUUCGCGUAAAUUUUACGAAGAAGAUGAAGAAAAAUUUAAAUAUCUAGUUGAUAGGACAGCCGAAAUUUGUAAAGAAGAGGAGAAUGAAAUUAAAAUAUCAACCACAAAUAUGCUUUUUUCAGAAUUAAUCAAGAGAAUAAGUAUUCUGUUUAAGGAUUUUAAAAUUAAAGGUCAAAUUGAAAUAAAUGGUCAAAUAUAUGAAGUGGGGAAAUAUAGACAAGACAUGAGAUUAUCUGAAUUCAAUGCUCAAACUUUCCAGUUUAUUUAUUCAAAGAUGCAUGAUAAAUCUGACGCAUCUGAUUGGUAUUUUACAGGAGAGAUUAUUUUCCGCCAAAAUAAUUUUAGAAUAGUAAAAAGAUCUAAAACUGGCAGAGGUGGUAAUUUACUUAAAAAGAUAAAUGAAUACAAAGGCGAAAAUUGUUUCAUACCAAGCGAUGGUUAUUGUUUUAUAAAGUGUGUAAAUCACUUCAUGAAUAAAGACUUAACAAAAGAAUUUCAAGAUUUCGUCAAUAGUUUUCAAAAUUCAAACAGAAAAGGAGUUAUGACAUCUGCUAGAAUCUCUGAAUUCAAUAAGAAAUUUAAUACUUAUUUUCAAAUUUAUAUGUCCAAACAUAGACAUUUUCAACCAAAGAAAGUAUCCGAAGAAUUAGAUUGGGUAUUUUAUUUACACAAAGAACAUUUCUGUUUGAUAAGAAGAAAUAACAAAACCUUAAUCAUUAAAGAAAUAGAAAAUAAUUACGAUGAAAAUGUAUGGAGAACCUGUGGGGAUGAUGAUGCACUAACAUGUUUUGCUCAGUUAAAACUAAACGUGAUUUCACCUCAUGAUGAUACUUUAUACGCGUGGGAUUGCGAAACCCAUAGCGAAAAUAAAGCCAUUCCUUAUUGUUGUACUUUAUUCAAAUUGGAAAAACUAAGGAAAAAACUAGAACUAAUUAAAAGACUAUUCCCAGAUUUAAAGCCAACUAAUCCCAUUCUAGAAGAAUUUUACAACAAACUCAUGACUCAUAUAGUAGAAAUAUUUGUAGGAACAGAUUGUUUCGAUCAGAUGAUACGUCGUUUAAGUACAGUAGAUGAAAAAAGAUUAACCUUAAUUUCCCAUAACGGGAGUGGUUUUGACAACUGGAUUGCACUUCAAAGCAUUAAUAAACUAACACAAUGUCCACUAGUAACAGAUAAUAAAAUUCUAUCUCUUCCUUUAUCUAAUCCAUAUACAGAAGAAAGAUUGCAGAAAAAAUGGAAAAGAGAGAGAAAAGAGAAAGGAGAGAUAAAAAUAUCUGAUAAAAAUAAAUAUUUACAAAAUAUAUGUCUCACUUGUUCCUAUCAACAUGAAAAAUCUAGUUUGGCGGCAUGGGGAAAUUCGUCUAAUCUACCGAUGAAUUCGAGAAAGAUUGCCGAUAUCAAUAUUGCAAAAUACACCAAAGAUAAUUGGGAAUCUUUAAGACACGAAUGGAAACCUUACGCUGAAAGAGAUACGUUAUGUCUCGGAGCUUGUUUGAUAAAAUACAAUCAAGCAAUGAAAGAAACUGUCUUCCAAAACUGUCUUCCUUUAUCUUUAAAGGGUUGGUAUUAUUUAUAUAAUUACGAUAAAGAAAUGGAUGAAGAAGAAUGGUACGAAAGUACUAGAAUGGUUCCGAAACACACCGAAAAAGAAAACGUAGAAAAGGUUUACUCACAUACUCAUCCUUUUAUAAGAUUUUUUAUCAGACAAAGUAUUAAAGGAGGAAGAGUUUCUGCUAACAGAAAAUUAUUUGAAACGAACAAAAUGGAUGAAAUUUGUGCUAUUUGUGAAAAGUGA